Messenger RNA from Folsomia candida, 1604 nucleotides. RefSeq names its product venom serine carboxypeptidase. The transcript has 6 exons. Gene Ontology annotation, molecular function: serine-type carboxypeptidase activity. The record is from RefSeq and is a predicted model, not a curated record. The coding region runs from base 136 to 1473 and encodes 445 amino acids. Lineage: Eukaryota; Metazoa; Arthropoda; Collembola; Entomobryomorpha; Isotomidae. Gene Ontology annotation, biological process: proteolysis.
ACAACUUUCACACUUUAUAAAAUUGGUAUGCAUUAGCAUUUUGUCAAGUAUUGAUCGUCUUGAUUUUAAAGGAUUACGUUGUUGUCUCAGCUAAUUAUUAUUUUAAUAGCCAACUUUACACAACAUUAGCGAAGAAUGAUAUUUCUUAAACUUUUGGUCUUUGCCACUACUCUGGCACAUUAUGCAAAGUGUCAAACUGAAGGACCGUUGUUUUUAACUCCUUUGAUAAAAUCAGGAAGGAUUUUAGAGGCCCAAAACUUGUCUCUUGUUCGUAGCUUUUACGCCGGUGUGACAAGUUACAGUGGAUUUAUCACUGUCCGGGAUGACUACAACUCAAAUUUGUUCUUUUGGUAUUUCCCUGCGGUGAUAAAUAGUUCAAGCGCACCCGUUUUACUGUGGUCCGAAGGUGGCCCAGGAGUUACAGGAUUUCAUUCCAUAUUCAAUCACAAUGGGCCAUUUGCCGUGGAUGGGGACCAAAAUCUCACAACCCGGAAUAAUUCAUGGCAUCAAACUAGAAAUAUUAUAUUCCUCGAUAGUCCAGUUAACGUUGGAUUCAGUUUCACGGAAUCUGAGGCUGGAAAUAUCCAUAGCGGACCCGAGGCGGCUCCUGACAUUUACGAAUUUCUCAUCCAAUUUUUCAAACUGUUCCCUUACUUGCAAGGAAAUGACUUUUACAACGGUGGCGUGUCUUAUGGAGCUACUUACGCCACCGUCCUGGCAAACUAUAUCCACGAAAGAAAUCAAGAGUCCCCAGAGCUCAGGAUAAAUUUGAAAGGCCUGCUCCUGGAGUCGCCCUGGGUCGACCCCUACAGCCAGACAGACUAUGGAGCCUACUUGCUGAAUGUGGGCUUAAUUGAGGAGGCUGAUAAGCAAGACUUUGACAUCAAGCGCGACAAUAUGAAAACUUUGAUAACUUCAGGAGACUAUGUUGGAGCAUUUGGGAUUUGGAGUAAAUUGAUUGGAAUUGAUGUCACAAAUGUAGUGGGUUACUCUCCACUUUACCACAUUAACCGGGAUCAAGUGACAAACUUUAAUUUUACCGACUUUGUGGCAUCUGAGCAAGCGAGGGAUGCUUUGCAUGUUGGAAAUGUUUCCUUCUCGUGGGUUAGUCCUCUAGUGCAAUCCAACAUGAACGCUAAUUUCAUGAUGCCGGUCAAGAAUCUACUGGAAAAUAUCUUGGAUACGGGAUUGUACAAAGUGAUAAUCUUUGUUGGAAAUAUGGAUGUAAUCACUGGACACCUCGGAGUCCAACAAACAUUGUCCAACUUGAACUGGGAGGGAAGGGAUGAAUUGAAAAAUAGCACCAGAGGAAUUUGGCACGUUGAUGGAAGAGUCGCAGGCUACGUCCACACGGCCAGAAAUGUGACUCAUGUUCUAAUCCGGAACGCAGGUCAUGGUACGAAUGGAGACCAGCCCAUCUGGGGACUAGACUUGGUCAACAAGUUUAUGGCAGGUUUACCACUUGUUCCAUAGAUUCGUCAUAUUUCAAUCUAUAUGUAUGUAUCUACACAGAUUGUGUGUAAUAGUAAAAACAUGUGCAGAUAUAAAUAUUCAGGAAAUAAAAUACACGAGAGUCUACAACUCUGCAUGUUAUUGCCAAGAAA